This is a messenger RNA of Cooperia oncophora, 1302 nucleotides long. The record is from the annotation of a GenBank genome assembly. NCBI's taxonomy places the organism in Eukaryota, Metazoa, Nematoda, Chromadorea, Rhabditida, Trichostrongylidae.
UCGCAUGUUUUUCGGGAUGCGGUUUCCGCUGUUUACCAUUUCACGACCCCGGUCGUCAAUAGUCGGGCUAUUCGAAAAAACUGGGAGAUAGCGCCUGGAGUUCGUCUUCCUCUUGCAAUGUACACAAAAGCUGUGAUGGCUAAAAAUCCUUUGAAGAGUGUACUCGUCAAUGAGGAGGGAGUGGAGAUGCAUAGACAGACUCGUUUUUUGAGUACCUCUAAAAACGUCAGUGCUGCGGCAGAGUCGGAUGCAGAACUCGAUGAUCUUGAAGAUGAAGAAAAGAGAAUUCAAGUUUACUACUUCGGAGACACGAAAGUGCCUAUAGGAGAAGAUGAUGAAUCUCGGUACAAUAGACAUAAUUUUAACGAAGGCGAACAAAGAGGCUGCAUGAAACUCAUCCAGUUCACUAAAAGAGAAAACAUAAAGGAAUGCUACUUCAUCGGUCGCAAUUCGUUUGUUGUUGUUCCUGGCUGGGAGAAAAAGACUUCCGAGAGAGAUCUGGAAGCUAUGCGUACGACAUUGUCGCUGAUUUCUGCAAUGUUGGAGAACGACGUCGUGGCCAUCUGUCGAUACGCCCCUGAUGCUGCUAAACAUCUACAGUUAAUGGCCCUUAUUCCUCAUCGGGAUGAAGAGCUCGAUUUUGUUUAUCUUCAAGCUUUACGUCUACCAUUUGCAGAGGAUAUGCGUCCGUUCAAUUUCGUGAAUGUUUCCGAAAGUUGUCCGAAACCGAAUCACAAACAAGUGAAUCUGAUUGACGAACUCAUUGAUGUGAUGCAGUUCAAUGCUGAAAGCGGGUUAAUGGAAGCUGAAUGCGUGUUAAAUCCGUUUUUCCAACGACAAUGUACUGCCAUGAAACUGAAGGCUCUUAACGAUAUCAAAAGUGGAGAUGAUUCGAAAAUCGCUGAUCUCAUUGCGCCAUCGUCGUUCUUAAAGCGUGGUCUCGAACCACAUCCCGAUUUGUUGAAGAAAGCCGAACAUGUCCUGAAUGCUAUUGGUGCGGAUGAUACCGGAUUCAAUCUACAGGAAAUCGUCAAGGCAAAAAGGGUCAAGCAAGAGAUUCGGCAAGAGGAUAUCUCGGAGUGGCUGAGUGAGCUAGAGGCACUUCAGGAUGAUGUGAAGCCAGCCGUAGAGACUAAGAAACGUCCCCAAAAUCGUUAUAUUGAUCGUGCUCGGAGCCGUCUUAGUGAUAACUUCGAAUUCCAUAUGACAUCGUUGUUAGAAGAAGUUGUAGUCAUGGUGUCAGCUGAAGACGAAGAAGCUGAACAACUCCAUGAGGUGAAUUUUUGCGAUUUUUCUAUGUGA